Messenger RNA from Piliocolobus tephrosceles (Ugandan red Colobus), 2298 nucleotides. RefSeq names its product hypoxia inducible factor 3 subunit alpha (gene HIF3A). Bases 3 to 2012 code for a protein of 669 amino acids. Lineage: Eukaryota; Metazoa; Chordata; Mammalia; Primates; Cercopithecidae. Gene Ontology annotation, molecular function: DNA-binding transcription factor activity, RNA polymerase II-specific; RNA polymerase II transcription regulatory region sequence-specific DNA binding; protein dimerization activity. The record is from RefSeq and is a predicted model, not a curated record. Gene Ontology annotation, biological process: cellular response to hypoxia; regulation of transcription by RNA polymerase II. The transcript has 15 exons.
CCAUGGCGCUGGGGCUGCAGCGCGCAAGGUCGACCACCGAGCUGCGCAAGGAAAAGUCCCGGGAUGCGGCCCGCAGCCGGCGCAGCCAGGAGACCGAGGUGCUGUACCAGCUGGCGCACACGCUGCCCUUCGCACGCGGCGUCAGCGCCCACCUGGACAAGGCCUCCAUCAUGCGCCUCACCAUCAGCUACCUGCGCAUGCACCGCCUCUGCGCCGCAGGGGAGUGGAACCAGGUGGGAGCAGGGGGAGAACCACUGGAUGCCUGCUACCUGAAGGCCCUGGAGGGCUUCGUCAUGGUGCUCACCACCGAGGGAGACAUGGCUUACCUGUCGGAGAAUGUCAGCAAACACCUGGGCCUCAGUCAGCUGGAGCUCAUUGGACACAGCAUUUUUGAUUUCAUCCACCCCUGUGACCAAGAGGAGCUUCAGGACGCCCUGACCCCCCAACAGACCCUGUCCAGGAGGAAGGUGGAGGCCCCCACGGAGCGGUGCUUCUCCUUGCGCAUGAAGAGUACGCUCACCAGCCGCGGGCGCACCCUCAACCUCAAGGCGGCCACCUGGAAGGUGCUGCAUUGCUCUGGACAUAUGAGGGCCUACAAGCCUCCUGCACAGACUUCUCCAGCUGGGAGCCCCGACUCAGAGCCUCCACUGCAGUGCCUGGUGCUCAUCUGCGAAGCCAUUCCCCACCCAGGCAGCCUGGAGCCCCCGCUGGGCCGGGGGGCCUUCCUCAGCCGCCACAGCCUGGACAUGAAGUUCACCUACUGUGACGACAGGAUCGCAGAAGUGGCCGGCUACAGUCCCGAUGACCUGAUUGGCUGUUCCGCCUACGAGUACAUCCACGCGCUGGACUCCGAUGCGGUCAGCAAGAGCAUCCACACCUUGCUGAGCAAGGGCCAGGCAGUAACAGGGCAGUAUCGCUUCCUGGCCCGGAACGGUGGUUACCUGUGGACCCAGACCCAGGCCACAGUGGUGUCAGGGGGACGGGGCCCCCAGUCGGAGAGUAUCGUCUGUGUCCAUUUUUUAAUCAGCCGGGUGGAAGAGACCGGAGUGGUGCUGUCCCUGGAGCAAACGGAGCGACACUCUCGCAGACCCAUUCAGCGGGGCGCCCCCUCUCAGAAGGACACCCCUAACUCUGGGAACAGCCUUGACACCCCUGGCCCCCGGAUCCUCGCCUUCCUGCACCCCCCUUCCCUGAGCGAGGCUGCCCUGGCCGCUGAUCCCCGCCGUUUCUGCAGCCCUGACCUCCGUCGCCUCCUGGGACCCAUCCUGGAUGGGGCUUCGGUAGCCGCCACUCCCAGCACCCCACUGGCCACACGGCAUCCCCAAAGUCCUCUUUCGGCUGAUCUCCCAGAUGAAUUACCUGUGGGAACAGAGAAUGUGCACAGACUCUUCACCUCCGGGAAAGACACUGAGGCAGUGGAGACAGAUUUAGAUAUAGCUCAGGAUGCCGAUGCUCUGGAUUUGGAGAUGCUGGCCCCUUACAUCUCCAUGGAUGAUGACUUCCAGCUCAACGCCAGCGAGCAGCUACCCAGGGCCUACCACAGACCUCUGGGGGCUGUCCCCCGGCCCCGCGCUCGGAGCUUCCAUGGCCUGUCACCUCCAGCCCUUGAGCCCUCUCUGCUGCCCCGCUGGGGUAGUGACCCCCGGCUGAGCUGCUCCAGCCCUUCCAGAGGGAACCCCUCAGCAUCCUCUCCCAUGGCUGGGGCUCGGAAGAGGACCCUGGCCCAGAGCUCAGAAGACGAGGACGAGGGAGUGGAGUUGCUGGGAGUGAGACCUCCCAAAAGGUCUCCCAGCCCAGAACCCGAAAACUUUCUGCUGUUUCCCCUCAGCCUGAGUUUCCUUCUGACAGGAGGACCAGCCCCAGGGAGGCUGCAGGACCCCAGCACCCACCUCCUGGACCUGAAUGAGCCCCUGGGCCUGGGCCCCUCACUGCUCUCUCCGUACUCAGACGAAGACACUACCCAGCCCAGGGACCACUUCCAGCCAACGGCAGGCUCGGCCCAAGCCGACUGAGCCGCCUCCUCUCCCCAUCUGCCUUAUCCUCCCCCAGAAAGGACCUCAACCACACUCCAAGCCGGCAGCCAACGCACAGGAUGGGGAUACCAGGAGAGGGGCCCCUCUCCUCUCUAUGUGCCCCCUGCCCACCUCGGGCCUACCUCAGCUCUCACCCCUCUGCCUGCUCCCAAUCUGGGGGCUCUUUGGGGUGGUCUCAGCUCAGUGACCUCUGGGAGGGGGUCCCUGGCUCCCUCCUCCUCCUCUCAGGAUUUCUCUUGGGGUUCUCAAUACUUGGUUACCUCAU